AUGCCCAUCUGGGACUCGCUCAGUGGUCGCAAACAACCUCAAGGGUCCGAGGCUUUCGACCCUUCGACCGCGGAAGAUGCCACUUCGUUUCUGUCCGAAGUCGCCAUUCCGGACCCGAACAAACUCCAUCCCCUGGCCGGUCUAAACCAGGAUACCCUCGACUACCUCACCCUCGAAGACUCCGCUCUUGAUGAACUCCCCGGCUCCCGCUCGGUUUUGCCAUCUCGCGGCUGGUCCGACGACCUGUGCUAUGGCGCUGGCACGACGUACCUCGCCGCGCUCACAAUUGGAGGCGCAUGGGGACUUGCGGAAGGAUUGAACAAAACACCAGUCACGGCACCGCCUAAGAUUCGUCUGAACGGUGUGUUGAACUCGGUUACCCGGCGCGGUCCGUUUCUGGGGAACUCGGCUGGUGUUGUGGCGAUGGUCUACAACUGCUUCAACUCGUCACUGGGAUACGCGCGCGGUAAACACGAUGCUACGAACAGUAUUCUGGCGGGUGGCUUGAGCGGAAUGCUCUUCAAGAGCACGCGUGGUGUUAAGCCCAUGAUGAUUUCGGGAGGUAUUGUGGCCACGAUUGCUGGCUCCUGGGCGGUCGUGAGAAAGGCCUUCCUUUAA
Molecule: messenger RNA, 618 nt
Organism: Penicillium alfredii
Lineage: Eukaryota; Fungi; Ascomycota; Eurotiomycetes; Eurotiales; Aspergillaceae
Product: protein transporter TIM23
Exons: 2
Coding region: 1-618 (205 amino acids)
Biological process (GO): protein import into mitochondrial matrix
Cellular component (GO): mitochondrial inner membrane; TIM23 mitochondrial import inner membrane translocase complex
Molecular function (GO): transmembrane protein transporter activity
Source: RefSeq, a predicted model, not a curated record